Linepithema humile (Argentine ant) is the source of this 13321-nucleotide messenger RNA. The record is from RefSeq and is a predicted model, not a curated record. Lineage: Eukaryota; Metazoa; Arthropoda; Insecta; Hymenoptera; Formicidae.
AUGAAGCAACUUGGAAAUAAAUCCUCUAGUGCAUCCUCUACGUCAUUCUCUGAUGUAUCGAAUGUACGUGUUUACAGUUCAAGCAGUCAACUUUCGGAACAGGAAAGACGUCGUACAUCUGUCUCUAAUGUACCCCCUGAUGUAUCCUCUGAUUUAUGUUGUGGUACAUCAAAUUUAACAGUUUCCAGUUCAAAAAAUAAAUUUUCAGAUCAGGAAGGAUCUUGUACAUCCUCUGCUGCAUCUUCUAAAUCAUGCCCUAGUACACCGAUUACAACUGAUUUUAGAUUAAAAAAUACACUUUCGAAACAGGAAGGGCCUCGUACAUCCUCUGCUGCAUCCCCUGGUUUAUAUUCUAGUACAUCGAUUAAAGUGGAUUUUGAAUCACAAGAUAAACUUUCGGAACAGGAAAGACCUCGUACACCCUCUACUGCACCCUCUGGUUUAUAUUCUAGUACAUCGAUUAAAGUGGAUUUUGAAUCACAAGAUAAACUUUCGGAACAGGAAGGACCUCGUACACCCUCUACUGCACCCCCUGGUUCAUAUUCUAGUACACCGAUUGUACAUGAUUCUAGUUCAAAAUAUAAACUUUCGAACCCUGAAAAACAUCGUACAUCCUCUGCUGCAUCCUUUGGUUCACACUCUAGUACACCGAUUGUACAUGAUUCUAGUUCAAAAUAUAAACUUUCGAACCCGGAAGGACAUCGUACAUCCUCUGAUGCAUCCUCUGAUUCAUACUCUAGUGCACCGAUUAUAACUGGUUAUAUGCCUAAGAGAAAACUUUCGGAACAGGAAGAAUAUGAUACAUCCUCUGGUACAUCGAUUGUAGCUGCUCGUUGUAUAAAUAAAUUUUUGGAACAAACAAAAUAUCGUAUACCCUCUGAUGCAUCCUCUGGUUCAUACUCUGGUGCACCGAAUGUAACUGUUCGUAGUUUAGAAAGUAAAGUUUCGGAACAGAAAGAACUUUGUAAACCCUCUGAUACAUCCUGUGAUUCAUCUUUUGAGUUAUUCUCCGAGUCAAACCCUGAAUUGACUGUAGUUGCUCAUAAUAGAAGCAGUAAACUUUUGGAAGGAAAUUGUACAUCCUCUACUGACUUCCCUGGUACAUCGAGUGCAACUAUUAGUAAUUCAAAAACUGAGUCUUUGGAACAGAAACAACAGAAGUUGGUACAAAGUUUGAGUAAAAAUACGGUUAAUAAUGUGCCCCAACAAAGGAAGGAUUCUUGCAACGAAUCGCAAAAUAAUCCUCCUUCGGUUCAUAAAAUAUUGUGCGGGGCUAUGGAAAUGAUAGAGGAGUAUGAUAUAAAGAGCACCGAAACGACACAGGAAAACUUGCCCACAGAAGCCACAAGAAAGUACACUAAAAAAGUAAAGUGGCUGCAAUUAUGCUUCGUGAAAGAACUCAUACCAAUCUUUGAGGGAAAGGAAGAAGAUGACGUAAACCAUUGGUUGGACAAAAUUUCAAUUAUUGAGCAUCAGUGCCAAAUCAAUGAAGAAAUAAUUAUGCUAUCGGCGAUUAUGCAGCUCAAAGGUCGCGCACUCAAAUGGUUUAAUCGACAGCCCUCGGAAAAGGUAAAAUAUUGGAAAGAUUUCAAGACACAAAUACAGAGUUAUUUUAAGAGGAAAGUACCAGAUACAACUAUGGUAAUAACAAUCGCACAACGAUUUUGGAAAAUACGCAAUGAAAAGUUUAUGGACUAUGCAGAGGAAAAGUUAUCUUUAAUGGAAUUGUUAAAUCUGUCGGAUCAAGAGAAAAUUGAGUUGCUUAUAGACGGAGAGGUGCGAGCGGUGUCGCUAAUUCUCUGUUUGGGAAUUCUGCUCGCGACGGUACAAAACGGAAUUGCCGAACACAGAAUAGUUUGUUAUUAUAGUAAUUGGUCAGUGUACCGACCUGGCACGGCAAAAUUUUCCCCUCAAAACAUUAAUCCGUAUCUCUGUACUCAUCUGAUCUACGCUUUCGGAGGUUUUACGAAAGAAAACACGCUGAAACCAUUCGACAAGUAUCAAGACAUCGAGAAAGGCGGAUAUGCGAAGUUCACGGGUCUGAAGACUUACAAUAAGAAUCUGAAGACGAUGCUGGCGAUCGGCGGCUGGAAUGAGGGCUCCAGCAGAUUUUCACCGAUGGUAGCCGAUCCCGCGAGGCGACGGGAAUUCGUCAAGAAUGCCGUCAAGUUCCUCAGACAGAAUCACUUCGACGGCCUCGAUCUCGACUGGGAGUAUCCGGCUUUCAGAGACGGCGGGAAACCACGAGAUAAGGACAAUUACGCCAAUUUGGUGCAGGAACUCCGCGAGGAGUUCGAGCGGGAAUCCUCGAAAACCGGAAGACCGAGAUUGUUGUUAUCGAUGGCGGUGCCCGCCGGUAUCGAAUACAUCGACAAAGGCUACGACGUGCCUAGGCUAAACGAGUAUUUAGACUUCAUCAAUCUGCUCUCGUAUGAUUAUCAUUCGGCGUACGAGCCUGCUGUCAAUCAUCACUCGCCGCUGUAUCCUCUGGAAGAGGACAACGAAUACAAUUACGAUGCGGAGCUGACUAUCGAUCACUCCAUCAGUCAUCUCUUGGAGAAGGGCGCAUCCGCGGACAAGCUCGUUCUUGGAAUACCAACGUACGGUCGAUCGUACACGUUGUUUAAUGAAGACGCAACCGAUAUCGGAUCGCCAGCGGAUGGCCCAGGAGCGGAAGGAGAAGCCACUCGAGAGAAAGGCUACCUUUCUUAUUAUGAGAUCUGCGAGGGCGUAGCGGCAUCCGAUGAAUGGGAAGUCGUUCAGCCGAAUCCUAAAGCGAUGGGACCGUACGCGUUCAAAGGCAAUCAAUGGGUAGGCUACGACGACGAGAACAUAGUCAAACUGAAAGCUAAUUACGUGAACGAGAAGAAGCUGGGAGGCAUUAUGUUCUGGUCGAUAGACAACGACGACUUUCGCGGCAAGUGUCAUGGCCGGCCCUAUCCGUUAAUCGAGGCUGCUAAGGAAGCUUUACUUAUGGACAAUAGCAGAAAUACGAUCGACAAGACGAAAUCAAUAGACAGUCGAAAGAAGACCCGCACUCGCACUCAAGGUGCUCAGAGCAAUGCUGUCGCUCGUAAGUCAAGUACGAACAGCCGAAGAAGUAGUACUACGUCGGCUCCGAUCAGCACUAAGCGUGUACCCUCUUCAAGACCGAAGUAUCGUACCGCUUCGAGGACGAAAACGAGCGACGAGGAUCAGGAAGAUCGGGAGGUAUCGAGGAGAUCGUACGAUCCGUCGACGGACGAGGAUACAGAGGGUAAAAACACCGUCAGAAUCACGGAGAAGACCGAGCAACCGAAAAAUCGAAACAGAAGCAAAACGCGAAGCGGUUCCACCAAUCGCAACUCUCCCAGAAAACAAUCCAGACGUAAGGGACAGAGCAAGACUGGCGAGGAUGAAGAGUCCUUGAGCAAUAAACUAACAACGCCCGAACCACCGACCACUCCUGAUCCAGGAAGCGACUUCAAAUGCGAGGACGAAGGCUUCUUCCCGCAUCCACGAGAUUGCAAGAAGUAUUUCUGGUGCCUCGAUAGCGGCCCAAGUGGACUUGGCGUGGUUGCGCAUCAGUUUACCUGUCCCUCAGGUUUGGUCUUCAACAAAGCUGCGGACUCUUGCGAUUACCCGCGCAAUGUAAUUUGCCCUAAGACAUCGAAGACAUCGAUCGUUUCGACCACCAGAUCGCCCAUUACAGCCGCGACUAGUCGAACGACUUAUUUGCACAGCACCACAACCGCAAAGGCAGAAUCGGAGGAGGAAUACGACUCGGAGGAGGAUUACGACGAGGAUGAGAUCGAAGAGGACGAGGAAGAGGAAGUGAAAGAAGAACCAAAGACUACCACGACGGCAAAACCACUCGUGUAUAAAACACUCACUAGAAGUAGACCAACUACUACAAGCACAACUACUACAACGACAACUACAACGGUGAAACCAAGUGAACCGGAAAGAAUCAUCGAUGACGAAGAUGAAGAGGAUCCGAGAGUGAUCAAGGAAUUAAUUGAUCUUAUCAAGAAAGCUGGCGGAAUAGAACAGCUGGAGAAACAAUUGCUAUUUCAAGAAAGAAAUUCCGACCCUACAUCGGGCAGUGAAAGCGUCACGCCGGCUACUAUUAGUCGUAGUUUAUACGAGCGCGUGUUGAGUCGCCAGGCGAAUAGAAUCGGCAGUCAGCGACCCGUAUUAUCAUCCUCAGAAACUAGUUACGUGAACGGACCAGGAAGAUCGCAGUUCGAAGGCUUAGACGAUAUUCCUGAAGUAAAGAAUCUCAGGCAGAAGCCUCAAUAUGUCACCAUCGAGAGACCCAAAUCAGCCACAAAAGAAGAUGAAGACAUCGAUGAAGACGAAGAAGACGGCGACAACAUUGACGUAGCUACCUUCGAUGAGGAAAGUAUUAGCAGUCCAUUAGAAGAUAAUCUAUCUACGCAACGAGUGACGCCAAAUUAUGUGAAUAUUCGACGAGCGCGACCUUCCACUACAACGUCUAGAAUUGAAAACGAUGUGGAAGAAAAGGAGGUAGAAGUCGAAGAAGAAAGACCAACUCGCAGACGACGACCCUUCAUUUCUUCGAAACAACAAAAAAAUGAGGCAAACUCUGAAACAUCCAAAUUUUUCCGAAAUCGCGGUUCAAGUUUCAGGAACACAGAGAAGGAAGACGAUUCGAAAAGUGCGGAUGGAUCGGCAGAGAAAAAUGACGAUGCAUCGACGACAAAAUCUAGGUACAUCAGCAUACAAAGAUUCAGAAGCACCACCUCGAAGAUUUCCGAAGAUUCAUCCGGCGUAGCACCUACAUCGGAACUAAUCACCGAGACCACUACAUCAUCGAGACCAGAAGACUACCCAGAAGUGUCUAGUACAACAGCUAGAACGACCAUUUCGUCGUCCACGACGCCUACGACGCCUACCACUUCGACUUCCACCGAAGUCAUUACCGUGAUUAGCGUUGAACCGCCGGAAAACCCGUCUAGUGUCAGCCCGAAGACAGGCGCAAUCAAUCCCACGACGGAUUCGACAAAGCUGGAGGAGAAUACGGCAACGGAGAUCCUGUUGACAACGCUGCCAGCCGUCAGCAGCUCAAGUCAGCCAGCAACGACGACGACGACGACGACAACGUCGACGACGACGCCGACGACGACGACGCCGACGCCGACGACGACGACGUUAGCGAGCAGAUCGACGAUCGCCGCGGUAUCGCAGCCGCGACCGUUCGGCUUCACUAGACGAAGAUCCAGCUUGUCAGAUGCGACAACGACAACGACGACUCCGUCGAGCAGAUCCAAGGUGAGUAUAACGUCACGAAAUUCCACGCGCCCAUCCGGUCCAUUUCUGGGGCGAGUUCGAUUAAGGACAACACCGACCAACCGAGUUGCUAACGACGAGGAUCAGACGGACGCUCCGCGUACAGAAGCUUCCACGCCGAAGAGCAGAUCACGCAACAGAGGAUCCAGUAGAUACACCACGCCGACGUUGUCAUCGAAAUCGAGGACAGAAAAUGUUGCCGCGAGUUCCGGCUCGAUUUCCAGAUAUAGAGAAAGAGGCAGGACGACGACGACGACGACCUCGACGACCGUCAGCACGACCGUCAGCGGCAGCUCCAGAAAAAGAUACCGCAGACCCAGCAGAGUCAGCAGCACGGAAUCGAGCAGAACUAACGAAUUGGACGACAGUCCAAUAAUCAGGAUAACGCAAGGCGGUGCCAGGAGAAAUCUAUCGUUUCGAUCGCGGACCGAGAGCGAGGAAGAGAAUAACAACAAGGUAACAAAUAUCAGGGUCUUCAAAAGGCCGACUGUCAAUCGCGAAUUAUACGACAGAACAAAAUAUACGAAGAAGAAAGACAACGUGGAAGAGCCGCUGGGAGAAGUGGAUGAAUCGAGCCAGAAAGGAAUUGAAUCGACGUCAAAAGUUGCCGAAGCAAGUAUCGCCGGCGCGGAGAUCGAGAGAAGCGACUCGCUGAACAUCGUCGAUCAAGAGACUGUCACGAUCGAUUCCGUCGUUGAAUCGAACACACUUGAACCGAUAUACACGGCGAAAUCGAUCGCGGCGAUCGGUGCCACGACUGCCUUCAGCGGCAAGAUCGAUUACACGAGUGCUCGGCCGAAAGAUGCUGUCGCCACGACGACCGCUCACAUCGAGACUCAUGAAUUUAAUCCCGGCCUGGUGAUACUUGUCACCGAGCCCACCGAUGUCGAAGGAACGUCGGCUGCGCCGAGAAAAAGGAAAGUUCUCUUGAGACGGAGACCGGUAUCGUCGAGCACGGCCAAUGCUAUCGAAGAUGAAGAAAAAUCUCAAGUGACCCGCAGACGAAAGGUGACGAGACGCAAGCGUCCCGAGGACACUUUGUCCUCGACCAAAAUUAUUUUCGAGAAGGAAACGAGUCUUCUUCCAGAUUCGACGACUCCGAUAGGCGAAGAGUCGACGACUGAUCGGACAGAAUUCACGAAGGAGAUGGAAGAUUCGACUCUGGCUAUUACUGAAACCACCUUGUCCGGCGAUUACAAUCCCAACGGUUUCACGAAGGUCACUUUGGAGACUCCCGCGGCAGAAAGCACGACGAUCCCCGAAGAAGCGACUGAUUCCCUGAGCACUAUAUCGACGAUCAACACGUACGAUGAAGAAUUUCGCUCAACGAACGAAAUGGACACCGAAAGCGCCACGAUAGAGUCAACACUGGCGACAGCUACGAUUGAUAAUACCGAAAGCGACGCGUUUACGGAAGAAACAUCGAUACCGUCUACUGAGAAUUUAUCCACCCGCGAGCAAAUAACCACUGUAUCGCUCACGCCGGAACCGGAUUCCGCCGCAAAACCGAGCUUCGAAUCGAGAUACGCACGCAAGAAAUAUAUUCGCAAAAAUCCCGCGUCGUUUUCGGAGAACGCGACUAAUCGAUAUUCGUCGGCGUCGACGGAAAACAGCAGCCUCGAGGCUCUCUCAAGGCGCAGGAAUAAUUUGUUCAGUCGACGUCCGGUUUCUUCCACCACCGUUAACGCGCCGCGCGAUGAUGUUAAAUAUGAAGAGGAGGAACAAGAGGAAAAAGAGACAGGCGCAGCGGAUGGAUCUGACUUGGUUAAAGAAAUUGUGGAAGAUACGACUUUGAGUGACAAGCCGGCUUCGACAAACGAUUUUUCAGUCGACUCUGCGGAAUUCUGGAGACAUUACACCACAGCGUCGUCGAGAGCACAGAUAACCUAUCCUACAAUUCCUGACGACGAGAGUCCUGAAGACCGUGAAGUCACAAACCCAGACUUCGUAGAAGAUAAUACCUACCGAUCGACAUCGAUUGCCACUCGCAAGCCGGAAAUUCGGCCGCGAUACAAGGUACCCGUAAUUCUGAAGCGGCCUUUCGAUCCCGAAGAAGCUCUAUCGCCUAAACGACAUCCGUUGGACUCCGCGCCCGAAGAAUCCGAGAAAACUCCGGAAACGCGAGAAGCCCGACUGCGGCAGUCCGGCUUCCGACAGCCGCGCACGCGCUACAAGCUCCAAGAUCGCGACGGCGUCGGAACAAACGAGGAGACAACGCCGUCGGGUCCGGAAUCCACGAGUAUCUGGCAGCACUUCAGGACGCGCUUGUACUCGAGACGGCCGUCGACGACCAGCACGGAGGCGACGGUCACGGAGACUCUGAUACCGGCGAGGAAGUUCAAUUACGCGGCGGACGCUUUUCACCGGAAGCAGCAGUCGCUGAGAACGACGACGACGCCGAGGAGCAACGAUCCCCUCGACUCGCAGAAUCUGAUCGAUCCGUAUCACGCGCGCGUGACGAAGCCGUCGGUGACCAGACUGGUGACGUCGGUGACGGAGUCCGGCACGACGGAGCGACAGAAGAUCCUCAUCAAGACCAAGUACUCGUCGCUGACGUCGACCACGAGGAUACCCGCGGAUCAAUUUUCCCCGACGACCCCGCUGAACAGAAUAGACGACGACGAAUCCGUCAACGAGAUUCGCCGAGGUGUCGAGCGAUCGACGCUGCCGAUCGAGGGCGAAUUCAGCAAUGACGGUCGAUUCACCACGGAGUCUCACGAGUCCUCGACCAUCGAGAUCGAAUCGGUGUUCAGCAACUUAAUCGCCGGCAAGAGCGCGGCGAACGCGCUGCCUUGUUCUGAUUUUCAGGUCGCCGAUACGGAAGCUAUCAGGCUGCCGACUCUGAGGGAGCUGGUCGGCUAUCCGACGACUCACUACGACGAUCGUGUCGCCAUCACGACGCCGUCGUCCGUGCUUUUGCACUUGCUACGCGACGACGCGGACAACGACAUCAACCGGCAGAACGAGGAGGAGUCGUUUGGAGAAGCGAAUGAAUUUCAGGCUGUCGAAAAGGAGCUUGCUCAGCCGCCGCGGAAUAGAAUCGAGGAGAUCGGCGACACGUGGCUGCAGCAAGCUUCGAAGAACAAAGCAAGGUCUCGCGCUUUAAAAAGUACAGACGCCAUCCUCAAAGAACGCACUUCGGUGAUUGAUCCAGCACCGACGACAAUGCGAGGCAUUCCUCUCGCCAAUCUGACGUCGAGGCCGGAAACACGUGGGUUUUACAUCACCAAGAGCGAGAAUGAUGUUCCAACAUCGACAUCGGUGGAUGACAUUGCAUCGUCCUACUCAACGGCCAACGGUUCUGUCGAACAGCGGACGGAAACCACUCGAAUUUCCAACGUUUCUACGACCAACGAAAUUGUCACCGUAACUUACGACAACCAGAACGAGUCCAAUACUUCUAAACAUAAUGAUAUUAUUAGCGAGAAAGACGUCGAUACUCGCGGAGAGAAAUUUUCCUCCUCUAGUUAUUCGGCGAUUCCUUCGAAGGAUUCUAGCGCCGAGAAUCUUCCGGAUUACAAAGAAUUUGAAGUAAUCGCGAUUCCUCUCGGCAAACCUCCGUUGAAAACAGCAAAAUCGCGUAACUUCGAUUACAAUACGACGCCUCUUCCUUACGUCGUUUCCACGACAUCGCCGACGAGACGGAAAAUCGCUCACGCCGUAAACAGGUACAGGGAGGCCGCCACUCCGUCAUGGACGGGUAAGCGUAUAGUGUCUAGAAGACGAAGCAGGAUCGUUGUCUCGCCGAUCAAGAACGCUGUAAGACAAACUGAGAGCGGUUCUACUCGCGCCACGGCGAGCGCCUUCGAAAGCGCUUCCACAAUUCCUUUGACUUCCGUAAGGCGUAAAUUUCCCGCGACGAUACCUCCAAUCGUGUCAGAAUCCACGAUAUCUCCUGAUAUCUUCGACAGCGAUGAUAUCGUAAAUUUUGCGCACGCGAAAAUCGAUGGUGUAGAAAGUCGCACAACUGUAGCGCCGGCGAUAACUUCAACGAAUCCGAUAAUUACGACCCCCUCGAUGGCAAAAAUCACUUCAGCGACAAAUGAUCCUACCACUGUCAUCUCAACGAUCUCGGACGAUCUUACAACGAUCCGUGCAACUACAAAUUCAUCUGUGAUUACGAACACACCGUCGACUGCUGCUGUUGCAGAAACCCCUGCAGCUGCGACUGAAAGUACAUUCGCGACUACGAGCAAAAUUGAAACUAUUUCAGUAAUUGCGAAUUCUGAAAUCACGCCAACAAUUAUAGAUACAACCGUGAUUGCAAAUGACUCUGUAAUUACGUCGAAUAUUGGAGUUGAAACUACCUUCGCCACAAAUGCAAAUUAUUCGACUGAUUUUACGAAUACGCCGGUAAUUACGAAUGCCGACAUAGAAACGAUUGCAAGCGAUUCCGCAACUGAUGUUCCAACAGCUAUAAAUACAUACGCGAUUGCAAAUAACUCUGUUACAUCCGCGCCGACAAAUAUUGGAAUUGAAACUGCCUCCACAACUGUAAAUUAUUCAAGCGACAUUACAGGUAUAAAUAGAUCAGCAACUACAAGUGUCGAAGUGGAAACCACCGCAAUAGUAAAUUCCUUCGGAACUAGUUUUCCACUAAUUACAAAUACGAUCGCGACUGAUGCUGCAGUUAUGAGUACAGCUAUCAAAGCUAAAGUUGCUGCAACGGUUGCAAACUUCGCAGUCACAAUUCCAACAAAUACGGAGGCAAAUAAAAUUGAUCCUGUAAUUACGACCACACCUGCAGCUACCGAAAUCACUUCAACGGAUUAUUCGACAUUCACGAUUCCAGAGACGCGUGAAACAAUAAUUCCCGUUACUUUCCCAACGGUUUCUUCUGCUACGAAUACGCACACAACAACGAAUCGCAAUGAUCCCGCGGAUGCAGAUAUUACAACUAAAACUGUUUCAACGAUUGCUGACUCCACCGCGGUUACGAUGUCCGCAGAUUCAAACAUUUCUUCCACAGGCACAGACACAACUUCAACAAGUUCAAUUGCUCCGACCGAAUAUUCUACGACACAUUUCGCAAAUCAGAAUACUCUUGAUAUUAAUGAAAAUUCUGAAGUAACUUCUGUAGAAAUCACCGAAAAUCCUGCGACGUUUAAAACCUCUCCGAUAUUUAACUCCAUCACAAGUGCAAUUUCAAAGUCGCUUCCUAAUUCCGGAAUGUCGUUAGCUGCGACAACUGCAUUCUCAACUCAAGUGGACGAAAAUACUGUGACACCGAGUGCUGAGACAGCGACUGUAGUUUUAGAAGAUUCCACAGUUCUUUCGACGAUCUCUCCUAAAUCGAUCGCAACGAGCAGUAUAAUUCAAGCAACCACGAAAACUUACGAGCCGGAUUCUGCACAAGCGAUAAGCGAGAAUUCCAUAAAACCAGAAAUAAAAAUAACUUCUGAGGAAAUUGCUUCGAAGAACAUACAAAGUCGAAGACAAAAUCGAACGAGUUCUCAAUAUAAUACGGCUAAUCAUCAUUUCGGUCAAAAAAGGCGUCGCGUCGUAAAUCGAACGAACAACUGGCUCGGCGGAUCUGUAAUACAAGAAACGAACAAUCAAUAUCCUCGACAUCGAAUCACAACGUAUCACGAACGACCACGAAGACCUCCGAGCUAUGCUUCGUCUUCGAGGGUGGUUGAGCAAAAUCGCAGAAGAAUCACGCAGAAGAGAGGCAGAGUAAAUUCUGAAUCGAUUAGUAGCACCAGCAGACCCGAUGAGCAUACUGUCGAUGUUCCAAAUAUCACCGACGAUCGAGCGGAAAAUGUGGAAAAAAGAAUGAAAAUCUUGAAGAAAGUUGAAGAAAAAUUCGAAGAAAGAGAGAUUACAACUAUAGUCGCACAAGAGACAACAAUGUCUCCUCAAUCUGAUAUUUCUACUAAGUAUGAAACGCUUCAAGCUCAUGAGAAUGGAAAUAUUGGAAGCAGACGGAAAGUUGUACCGAAAAGAGUAAAAUCUCAGUCGCAAGAAAACUUUGCAACGGAAAAAAUUAGUGUCCACCCUGAUUCCACCACUACUGCUGAAAAUCUUUCAGACGAUUCUCAAAGUAACUUUCACACGAACGAGAGCUUUUUGGAAGGAAAGACGAAACGAAGAAUGAGAGUUGUAUUGAAAAGCGUUAGACCCAUCUCCGAAGAAAAGAAUUCAACUGACGAAGCAAAUGCAGAUUUGAAUAAAAAUCUUCGAGAUGAUUUUCACACGGACGAAACUCUUUCCGACAGAGAAAACACGAGGAGAAAAAUGGAAGUUGUUUUAAAGAAUGUCAGAGCAAAAUCUGAGAAAAAAAAUGCCACGAUUGAAGAAGCAAGUGCGAAUUCCGAUUCUAUCGACCUUCAAGACGAACUUUCAAAUAAUUCUACAGCGAGCACCAGUUUUCCCGUAGAACAAAAGGCAAAAAGAAGAAUGCGAGUUGUAUUGAAGACAGUGAAACCUAAAUCUGAAGAAGAAGAGACAGAGAUUGAAGAAACUCAUGAAAAGACACUUUCUGAUGAAAGUCUGAGAGGCACUGUUUCAAAUAAUCUUCGUAGGAGCGAAAACCUCCCCGUCGAAUAUAGAAGCAGAAGAAGAAUGAGAGUCGUAUUGAAAAGCGUGAAACCCAAAUCCGACGAGAGAAAUAUAAUAACUGAAAACGCGACUGCAAGUCCUAAUUCUAUCGAUAAGGAUCUCCGGGGCAAUUUUUCAAGCAAUCUUCGCGCGAACGAAAGUCUUUCCGACGAAGAAAAGGCGGGACGGAAAAUGGAGGAGGUUGCGUCAAAGAGCGUGAAACCCGAGGAAAGAGAUUCAAUAGCUGAAGAAACAAAUGCAGAACCUGACAUCGAAACGAAUCCUCAAGUGAUCUUCACGUCGAACUUUCCAAGCGAGCACGUGGGCGAUAGGGAAAAUACGCGUUCUAAGUCCGAAGAAAGAAAAGCGACGAUCGAGCAGCCGGAAGACACGGAGCUGCAAGCCACGGCGACGUCUGUUCAGACCGAAGAGGACACUGAUCGGCCUUCGCUCGAGGUAAAUUUCUCGAAUAACGGCGGCUCUAUUAAUCGCAAAUUGGACAGCGGAUACUUUAAUAGACGCAGAAAAUUAACGCAAUCGACGACGACUACCCCAUCAACCAACACUUUGCCGAACACGGUAACCAUUCAUCGAAGAGUCAGGCCAAUCGAUACCACUUUAUCACCUAGGAUUGAUUUCGGCGACGCGUUCGAGGAUUCUUACUCGUAUAUCAAACUGGCCCAGAAUGAUCAGAAGGCAGACGUGUUGGAUCAAAGCAUCCACGCUCAGGAAUUCGCGGUGACUUUAGCGGAUCCGUCUGAUACUGGUCGAACGGCAUUAGGAGACGCAUUGAGGCGCAAGAUAAGCACCACCAUAACACCUAGAACCGAUCCCACAACCAGUGUCACGAUCACGAGCUACAGCGCGGGCUUCAGGAGCCGCCAGAGACCGAGGACGAAAGAGAGGCCGACGGUAAACGCGACCACGAGACCCAGAAGACCGGCGGUGAUCGACUACGAUUAUUACGAGGACGAAGUACCGAUCAUCGUUGGCAAGUCCAACCUCAACACCAAGCUCUUUCUCACGAGUAAAGGCACGAUACGUUGCCUGGACCAGGGCAACUUCCCGCAUCCGUACUCGUGCAAGAAGUUCAUCACCUGCGCCCGCAUGGUAAACGGCCAGGUGAUCGGAACCGAGUAUACCUGCCCCAACAAACUGUCCUUCGAUCCGGUCGGCGGUAUUUGCAACUGGUCCGCCGGUCUCGGUUGCAAGGAUUGAUCGAGAUUCUAUCUUAACCACUCGACAGUCCAGGAUCAAAUGUAUAAGGAAGUUACCUUAGGUUGUAACAAUUAUUUUUAAAGUUUAACUUUCUUGAGUUGAUCUAUUUUUUCUUUCUAUGAUAAGAAUAUAAUUAGAAAAAAGCACGAAUUAAACUUGUCUUGGUUGAAUCAAAAUGUUGAUGCAAUCUUUAAUCUUUACCAUUUUUUUAAAUCUGAUUUGAGUAAUAAAAUACAAUAAUUUUCUAUUUAUUCCAUUAAUGCGUUUACAU